AUGUGCGGCGACUGCUGUGAACACGAGAAGGAUGUGAAGCAGGACAGAGGCGUCCUGAGCAACCCGAGACGAAACCGAGGCUGCACGGACAUCUUCGUCUUUUUGGUGUUCGUCUUUUUUCUCUGCGGAAUGAUUUUCAUCGGCGCUUUCUCGAUCAGCAAGGGCGACCCGUUCCGGCUGGUCUACGGCACGGAUAGUUUCGGCAACACUUGUGACGAGGAUAACUCGGACAGGGCAGUAGCCGGUGUCCGGAACUCUGGCCGGAAUCUCAAGGGCAGACAAUACCUGUUUUUUAUGAACCUGGAGGAAGUGGACACCUCAAUGAGGAUCUGCGUCAACAAAUGUCCCGAGAAUAACCUGGUGACCUCGCGAGAUCUCUUCGACUUCUCCCAGCAGACUGGGUCGUUGCUGUGCCGUUAUGAUGUUGGACUUGGCGAAUACGACUACACAAAUAGAUCCACUCAGGGCCCUUGUCCCGUGCUACCCAUCUACAAAAGCGCUCCCCUCCUCAACCGCUGCAUCCCCUCUGACCUGGUCCACAUCAAGGACUGGCUGAAGACCAACGUGGCCAACAACAUCAUCGCCUACAUCAACAACAGCUCCAUCUUCCACAAAGCCUUGAGGGACUUAUACGCCAGCUGGACUAUCAUCAUCGCCCUGUGCUUUCUGGCCGCAGCUUUCUCAAUUUUUUUGGUUCUACUGAUCCGAUUUUUGGCUUCAAUUGUGGCAUGGCUCAUUGUCGCAUUUGCAGGAAUGGCCAGUUUGGUGGGGACAUCAUUUAUGUGGUGGACAUUCAUCUCCAACAAGAACAAGCUGGACAAGGAGGAGGAGCUGAAGAUCCCACUUCUUGAGGUGGACAUCAACAGCGAGUUUGCCUUCCUGACUUUUUCUGUGGCUGGUACAGCUCUAACUGUGACCCUCCUCCUGAUCAUUGUUGCCCUGAGAAAGAAGAUUGCCCUGGUGGGCUACUUGCUGAAGGAAGCGGGUUCCUGCGUGUCCUACAUGCCAAUGUUGUUGCUUCAGCCUGUGUGGACUUUUAUCUUACUACUGAUGUUUUUCGUUUACUGGGUCACUGUGCUGGCUUUCUUGUGUACUGCAGAGACGCCCAGUGUGACGGAGCUUGGUUUUGUGACUUUCAAGGAGCACGAAACUGUGUCUUACUUCUGGUGGUAUCAUCUUGUUGGCUUGAUCUGGGUCAGCGAGUUUAUUAUCGCCUGCCAGUCAUUUAUUAUUUCUGGAGCAGUAGCACGCUGGUAUUUUACCAGAGACAAGAGUCAACUUGGCUUUCCUAUCUUGGGCACCUUAGGUCGUCUCAUUUUAUUCCAUCAAGGUUCGGUUGCAUUCGGAGCUUUGAUACUUACAAUUGUCAAAGUCCCCAGAUCAAUACUUAUAUUUAUAACUAAACGAAUGAAGAAUUCUGAAAAUGCCUGUGGCAGAUUUUGUCUCCGAUGUUGUUGCUGCUGUGUGUGGUGUGUGGAUAAGUGCCUACGAUAUCUGUCAUCGAGUGCAUACACUGUUGUUGCAAUUAAUGGCAAAAACUUUUGCACAUCUGCCAAAAAGGGCUAUGGUGUGUUGAUGGGAAAUGAACUGCGUGUGUCAGCGGUCGAUGGUGCUGCCGAUUUUAUUCUCUUCCUGGGCAAAGUCUCUGUGAUGACUGCCACAACGGCUAUUGGUGUCAUCUGGUUUAAGAGUUACGAUGAGCUCCAUUUUUAUGCUGUCCCGGUGCUGCUGGUGUCCAUCUUGUCAUUCUUCAUCGCUCACUGCUUCCUUUCAACAUACCAGAUGAUUCUCCAUGCACUGUUGUUGUGCUUCUGUGAAGAUCGAGACUUGAAUGAUGGGUCAGCUGAGCGACCAUACUUCGGUAGCAGUACUUUUAUGAUUCAUGUAACAGAAUGCAGCAGUGCCUUGAAUGAUUUGCUGAAGAAGAAACAAGACUUCAUCUCAGAACCAGAAUUAGAGCCAGCUCAAGUCUAG
Candidula unifasciata is the source of this 1974-nucleotide messenger RNA. The record is from the annotation of a GenBank genome assembly. NCBI's taxonomy places the organism in Eukaryota, Metazoa, Mollusca, Gastropoda, Stylommatophora, Geomitridae.